UUCUUUAUCUCCAAGUGGCUGACUUCUGUUUUUCAAGGGUAUUGUUUUCCAUCUCCUCGCUUAAACACUGUAUCUUCUUCAAGUAUGGAAUUUGUAUGGAAACGACGGUGGUAUCUUCAGCUGGGCUGUAUGCUGAUAGUGAAUUUGGUUUAUGCCAAUCUAGAGUAUCAAAAAGAAACUCCUCCAAGCCUGCGUGAGAUUGACCAUCAGUGCUGGGAGGUAUCGUCCCAUGGCCUGGUGGAAAUGAAGAAACUCAAGGUAGCAGAUACAGUCAUUGCUCUCUGGGACUUCAUGAUGUUCCUAAAGGAAUCCCCUAAGCCCAAGCACAAUGAACUCUUCAAUGACUUAGCCCAGAACUUCUGGGAUAUGUAUGUAGACUGUGUGCUCUCAAGAUCCCAUGGAAUGGGCAGAAGACAAUUAACAUCUCCCAAAUAUUCUUCCACAUACUCAUACAGAACUUUAGAAGGCUCUGCUUUCACCAAUCCAUUUUAGACCAAAAGGGAAGAAAAUGAAGAUACUUAAACAAGGCAACAUCAGAACAAAGGAGUACAAAAUCACAAUAUCUAUUGUAGACGUUUGGACAAAUCCUUUGGCAUGGCAACAUCGCAGCUGAGAUGCAACCCGUGCACCAAGUGGCUCAAAAGAGGGACAGACUCACUCGACUGCUGCUCUCAGUAUAAA
Vidua chalybeata is the source of this 681-nucleotide messenger RNA. RefSeq names its product family with sequence similarity 237 member B (gene FAM237B). The transcript has 4 exons. The record is from RefSeq and is a predicted model, not a curated record. The coding region runs from base 85 to 492 and encodes 135 amino acids. Lineage: Eukaryota; Metazoa; Chordata; Aves; Passeriformes; Viduidae.